Messenger RNA from Beta vulgaris subsp. vulgaris (sugar beet), 726 nucleotides. RefSeq lists its product as uncharacterized. Bases 1 to 726 code for a protein of 241 amino acids. The transcript has a single exon. Lineage: Eukaryota; Viridiplantae; Streptophyta; Magnoliopsida; Caryophyllales; Amaranthaceae. The record is from RefSeq and is a predicted model, not a curated record.
AUGAAUGCCACUUGGUGUAAGAAUUUUCCAGCUACUUUGAAAGGGAUAGCACAAAAGUGGUUCAAUAAUCUUCCUCCUAACUGUGUGAAUAAUUUCAUGAAGCUUAGUAUUCUGUUCACUAGCCAUUUUGUAGCAAAUCGGCAGGAGGGUAAAACUAGCAUGCGUUCGGGGAAAGUUAUCCAGGGACCAAAGGAGGCUUUAAGAAGUUUUGUUAAGAGAUUUAAUCUAAAGGCAUUGCAGAUUCAGGAUCGGAAUGCAGGAGUGGCCUUUGAAGCCUUCAUCAGGGGUCUGAGGCCAGGAAGUUUCAAAUUUGAUAUGGUAAAUAAAGAGAUCACCACUCUUGCCGAAGCUCUCUGGGAGGCUGAACCAUUUAUCCACGCAACAGAAGUAUGUGCAGAGGAAAAACAUCCGGAAACAAAAAAGACUGAAGAAGCAGUUCAGCCAAAAAGGAACAAUCCCAAGAAAUUUGAAACUUGGGCGUUGACUUCAAUGACGACCUCAUCCAGGAGAAGUAAAAGAAGUGAACCAGCAGCAUCGGCGAAACCUAUAGAAUUAAGUAAAGAUCAAUACUCCAUUCUUAUGGAGAUAAAAGAUCAACAUGAAUUAGAGGCGCUAGCUGAAAUGAAAACUCCCUAUAGGAAUAGGGACAUGAGCAAACAUUGUCACUUCCAUAAAGAUUGUGGCCAUGAAACAAAUGAAUGCAAGCAUCUGAAGAGAGCCCUGUAA